GUAGGCGGCCGUGGGCUCAGUUAUGCAGCAGGAGCUGGUCUCUGUAGCUCUGUGUCUAUUGUAAGGGGAGCAGCACAAAGAGCGUACAGACUGUAUUUCCCACUGCACCACACCGGAGCCUCACACUGGAUCGCAAGCAGCCGACACCAUGAGCACCAGUAUCCGCUACAAGAGCAAACUGCUGAAAACAGAUGAGAAGGAGACAACAGCAGUAUAUGAUGGUUUGAGGAGUGGUUAUACAGUGGGCUCCCAUGAGGGUCGGCCCCAGACCCUACCAAUGGACCAAGAGAAGCAGUAUGUUGGGUUUGCUACUCUGCCCAAUCAAGUUCACAGGAAAUCUGUGAAGAAAGGAUUUGACUUCACCCUCAUGGUGGCUGGGGAGUCGGGCCUAGGAAAGUCUACCUUGGUGAAUAGUCUGUUUCUGACAGAUCUCUAUAAGGACAGGAAAUUGCUUAAUGCAGAAGAGCGAAUUAGCCAGACGGUGGAAAUUCUUAAGCAUACAGUGGACAUUGAAGAAAAGGGAGUGAAGCUGAAAUUAACCAUAGUGGACACGCCUGGCUUUGGGGAUGCUGUCAAUAACAAUGAAUGCUGGAAGCCCAUCACAGACUACAUAGACCAGCAGUUUGAACAGUAUUUUCGGGAUGAAAGUGGUCUGAAUCGGAAGAACAUUCAGGAUAACAGAGUGCACUGCUGUUUGUACUUCAUCUCACCUUUUGGACAUGGGCUGCGGCCAGUGGAUGUGGCUUUCAUGAAAGCUCUGCAUGAGAAGGUGAACGUUGUUCCUCUGAUUGCUAAGGCUGACUGCCUGAUUCCUGGCGAGAUCCGCAAACUCAAGGACAGGAUUAGAGAGGAGAUAGAGAAGUUUGGCAUUAAGGUUUAUCAGUUCCCAGAAUGUGACUCUGAUGAGGAUGAUGACUUUAAACAGCAAGAUAGAGAGUUGAAGGAAAGUGCACCAUUUGCAGUCAUUGGCAGCAACACUGUGGUAGAGGCCAAAGGCCAAAGGGUGAGAGGUCGUCUGUAUCCUUGGGGUAUUGUAGAAGUGGAGAAUCAGUCACAUUGUGACUUUGUGAAGCUGAGGAACAUGCUUAUCCGCACACACAUGCAUGACCUGAAAGAUGUCACUUGUGAUGUGCACUAUGAGAACUACCGAGCCCAGUGCAUCCAGCAGAUGACAAGGAAUGAAGAAAGACACAACACUGCAUCAAGCAAAUUGACUCAAGAUAAUAGGAUAGAAAGUCCAAUACCCAUCCUGCCACUGCCAACCCCAGAUGCUGAGACAGAAAAACUGAUUAAAAUGAAAGAUGAUGAGUUGCGACGGAUGCAGGAAAUGUUGCAGAAAAUGCAGCAGCAAAUUCAGGAACAGUGAAUAUCCUGUCAGAACGGCACUUACCCUUCACAUGUUCGACACACAUAACACAGCACCUCUAAGAUGAGUACGGAGUUGGAUGUGGUACCCGUGGACUCAUUGCAGCAUCUUAUUUAUUGUUAUAAUCACCCGUCCUAUAUGAACGUCUCUCUUUCUCUCUCUCUGUUUAAUGACCUAUCCUAUUCCUCCACAACAUCCUAAUAACGGAACCAAGCACUUCACUUAAAGGCUAAUCUUUUGUCAAAAAAUGAGCUUAAUCGCAGUCAAGCAUCUUUCAUGUCACUAGAAGAAAAUAACCGUAAGUGCAAAGCAUUCUGGGAAUUGCGCAGGAUUACUGCACAGCCUUAUGAGAAAAGUAAGCAAGUUACCCAGAGCACUCUGGGAAAUACCAUAUCACUUUUAGACACCUAUCCUGUUUCUUCCACUGUCUCUGACCCUAAUGCAGAAAGAGGGAUAUUCCUUGGAAGGAUUUAAAAUCAAUUUUCUACACAUUCCCGCUGCCACUCUUGAGACAAGGUUGUGUUCUUUUUUAUUUGUACAGUGUUGACGUUUAUUGGACUCAGGACUUCCUUUUUUUAUUUGUGUUAUUAUUAUUUUUCUGUAUCAAUGUUUACUCAGCAGGUGACUGACUAAUUAUCGCAGAACCCAGAAUGGUGGUAGUUCUUUCCAAAGCAGUGAGGGUUGCACAUUGCUGCCAUUGUUUUGCCUUUUAUUUUUGUCUUUUAAGAGCAGGCCUGAGUAUCACAUACAAACACACACACUUUAGACCAAACUUAAGGCAAUAUAUAUGAGAAACAGCUUAAACCUGGCUGAACCCAAAUGCUAAGGAAAAUCCAAUCAUUAUAGGGCAGGUGACACCAAAAUCAAUUCCUUAUCUUUGUGUGAUCAGAAGGUACAAAGUACUGAUCAAUAAAGAGCACAUUUACAGCUACCAUAUGUGUAUUGAAACUCUGAUAAAAUUUGAGUUAUGUCUAAAGGUGGCCAUAGACACACAGAUCCUCAGAUCGUGUGUGGCGUGCGCCGACAUCUUUCGUCCGGCGGAGAUCGGUCGUUUGGUCGAUCGGUCAGGUUUGAUUUUGACCCAACCGAUCCCGCCGGAGCCCACGGCACAUCGUAAUCGGAUCAUUCGGCCAUACGGCCGAACAAUCAGAUUACCCCGGAUAUAGCCAUGUUUGUUAAUGGCAUAUCGGGGAAAGAUCCGCUCAUUUGGAUCCACUCGUUUGGUAAGGGUAGAGCUAAGUGCAAGUGAGGAGCAGUGCAUUGUGGCAGUCUAAUAACCAGCUCACAUGUGCCACCCAGAGUCUCUCUGUUAUGUGUAGCUGGAAGGAUGCGGCAGCUGCUUAGCAGUCCACAGACUUAUGUUGAGUUAAAUUAUUUUUUCUUCUUUAUUUAUAUAACACUGUUGUAUUCUGCAGAGCUUUACAGUAACCCCGCAAUGUUCCUAUGACAUUGGCAAACACUAUGGUCAGUUUUAUUUCACUGCAAUUAAAGGAAUGUGGGAGUAAACUAGAGUACCUGUAGAAACCAUCCCAAAAGCAGAGUAAGAACGUACAUGCUCCUUGCUGAGAGUUGCCUGACCAGGGUCGGACUGGACUAGGGGGAAUACCGGGUAAAAACCCAGUGGGCCUCGCAGACCCGUGCCCAUCUACUGCCCACAAAGGCCCACGCUGUCCCCUGACCUCUCCUGGUCCUGAUCACGCAAUUACAGGAAAGGUACAGGAGGGCAGAGAGGGUUGUGACUGGAAUUGAACCUCCCUCCCACAACACUACAAGGUAGCAAUGCUAACCACUGUGCCAUUGUAAAAUAGGUUUUUGGUCUCUGUAAAAUAAUUAUAUUUCUGUUUGAGUGGAAACCUGUUAUUUAGCUACCUCCAACUAGUCACAAACAAUAGUCUUACUUUAUGGCAUCAUUUACAAAAUGGAAUAUUGUCAGGGUAAGACAAAAAAAUUGCUUCUGUCUUAUCAGGAAAGGACACAGCGAAAUCAUUAUAUAAUUCUGCUAAAAUCCCAGUUUUCAUGUCUGUUCUUUACAUCCAUGAGCCAUUGUUUAAAAAUAGACAGUGGAGAAUAAGUCUAAAUGAAGUACUACCUUGAUGACCCUUAGUUCAUUUUAUUUUUGAUGAUACACUAUAGCCGUCAUUCAGUUAGGAAGCACCAUCUUGAAGAGUGCAGCCAAACCCUGGAUGCAAGUGCUUUUUAAAUGAGGACUACUAAGGGGCAUUCCUUUCCACCCCGUAGUCCUUUUGCCAUGCGUCUGGGAUCAUAGAAUAUGACCCCUGGUGUCGUUUUGCCCUGCUAUAUUUUACUCAGAAAUAGUUUUAUACUGUAGUAAAAUGACUGAUGUGCCCCUGCAUUUUGUGAGUGUUUAUUAAGGAUCUCAGACCUGUCUGAGAAAAUGAAAUUCAUGACAGCUAAAAGGACCACCAGUAUGAUAAACAUGUGUGAUUGAUCUUCUAGAGUUCGGGAAAUGUUUGGUGCUGAAAAGAUGUAGCUGUGUAUGGACCAAAAAGAGCUAUAAUAGGUAUUUGUUAAUUUCCAUAGAUCAGUUCUUUUCGUCUGCCCACUAUUUCUGUAAUAUAAUUUGCAUGGUCUGGAUUUUGUUUGCCAUCUCUCACAGUUUGAUUGGCCUCCACCAAACACACUAUUUGGAUUGCAGGGAUCCACAAAAGGCACUGAACGUUAAGGAAACAAUUUAAGACCGGCAAUAUUUCUGAACUUAGAAUAAGUAAAGGGGACAUUCCAUUUAGGUGUUUCUGUGUAAUGGGAAUUGAGUUGCUAAUCCAUGGCUUGGCGACCUGCAGCUCUCCAGUUUAUUUAUCUGCACCUCUGGGCGAGCUGGUGCCAGACAGGUUAUAGCAUAGGGCUGCAGGCUGUUUUCCUAUGGAUUAAGCACCAUUGUGCCUGUUAACCCUGCUCCUCUAUUCCCAUUUGAAGUAUUUUUGUGAUCCUCUGCCCUGUAGUAGCCCACCUUGAACAGUGCAUAUCCUGCGUACAGAUAUUUCUUAUAUUGAUUGUGUGUAAUUAAUGUUUACAACCUGAGAAUCUUAAUAAACCUUUAAAAUGCA
Messenger RNA from Xenopus laevis (African clawed frog), 4431 nucleotides. RefSeq names its product septin 5 L homeolog (gene septin5.L). The transcript is spliced from 15 exons. Gene Ontology annotation, molecular function: GTP binding. The record is from RefSeq and is a predicted model, not a curated record. Gene Ontology annotation, cellular component: cleavage furrow; septin complex; ciliary membrane. The coding region runs from base 149 to 1366 and encodes 405 amino acids. Lineage: Eukaryota; Metazoa; Chordata; Amphibia; Anura; Pipidae.